UUCCCCAGAAAUCUUCAGUCUUUAAGAUAUCAUGAAGGUAUUCGGACAGAAUAUUCCAGUCUUUGCGCUGCUCUUGGCAGUUCUUGCCAUUCAGUGUGUUAAUUGUCAGCACAAGGCUUACAACGACCACAAGGGAUACAAGGAUCACAAGGAUUACAAGCAAACUCAUCAUGUCCAGGCAGAUGCGAAAGUAGACACUUGCCAGGCUGGCGAUUACUACAUCCUCUCACAUAUCUUGGGACUUUUCACCGCCUACGCUAAGAAAUACCACGGAUUCCAAGUGACCAAAGAUUGUCCCCUGGAUCUGCUGUCUAACCAGUAUUUCGCCCACACGGACGGCGAACAUGUCUACUUCUUCAAGAGAUCCACCGGAACUGUCAACGUGAUUCUUAACCAGGAUGCCAUGAAUUACUACGUCAACUCCCUGAGUCCAGUCGACGUUGAGUUCUGCUUCAAUGAAUUCGUCGGCGUUGACGGAGCCACUCUGUCUCCAGCCACAGCAACUCUGGGUGAGAACCUGAAGGUUCUGCUGGUCAACAUGCUGGAUCAGCGCAACAAGUACAGGCUGUUCAUCAACUUCAACGGAGCUGUCCUCUACCCCGAGUUCCUGCCCCAGCACGGCUACUACCUCAAUUCCAAGACAUCUGCCCUCUGUGACCUUGUUGACGUGAAGGAUGUCAUGGAGUUCAUGCACUUGCUGGAUGAUCAGAGCUCUAUUGUUGUCUACUUGCGCCAACUCACCGCAAGCUUGGAUGUCGGCUCCAAUCAGCUGGACUACGUUCUGCCCAAUCACGAUGCUUGCUGGAAGUACGUCUUCGGAUACUUGUCAUUUGUCGACACUCUGCCUAAUGAGCUCAAGACGCUGUACUACGAGGCUGGCCUCUCCACCAAGAAGGUCGAUUUCGACAAGCUCGCUUUGGUCAGUUUGACUGUGAGCGGACUUUAUACACAACUCAAGGAUUGGCUGUACAAGCUCUGGGUUGAUAAAUACACCAAACAUGGAUACUAAGAAGACAAUUGAUGACAACCAACGCAAAUUAAGAUACCUGGCAACCAAAAUGUAACAUUCAAAUAAAGCAAUGAGUGAAAAUGAAA
This is a messenger RNA of Phlebotomus argentipes, 1095 nucleotides long. RefSeq lists its product as uncharacterized. The transcript is spliced from 2 exons. The record is from RefSeq and is a predicted model, not a curated record. Lineage: Eukaryota; Metazoa; Arthropoda; Insecta; Diptera; Psychodidae. The coding region runs from base 32 to 1009 and encodes 325 amino acids.